Messenger RNA from Closterium sp. NIES-67, 1332 nucleotides. The record is from the annotation of a GenBank genome assembly. NCBI's taxonomy places the organism in Eukaryota, Viridiplantae, Streptophyta, Zygnematophyceae, Desmidiales, Closteriaceae.
AAAACAGGGCGAACAGCAACAACCAGGCUUCACUUCCAUCACCAUCCGGGCAUCCUCGAAGCUCGCAUUGCAGACUGAAGACCAGCGACCCGCAGCCGUUUGUAGCGAAACGCAACGAUGCUGCUCCAGCGAUCAGCGGCACGUGCUGCCAUUCCACUGCAGCCGCCGGUUCCCACACACAGACGCCAGCUUCCCUUAAGCACACUGCUUCCCAGGUCAUCCUUACCGUCGUUCGCACCGAAUGCUGCUGCAUACGCCUCGUGUAGCUCGCUUGAGCGAUCUGGGAGGCAAUUGCGAUGUGCAAACGGCGUAAUUGGCAGACGUGCAGCUUCAGGACUGCCAGCCGUAAGAUCUAUCCGCCCGCGUGAUCCGACCGUUGGGGUGACAGCACACGCUGUCACUGUUGCCGACGAUUCCUCGCCUGCGUCUGCCUCCACUACGUCCUCCCUUCCCCUUCGCGCUGCGUUCUUCGACGUGGACGGGACUAUAACGAGCAGCAACGUGGUGGCCGCGUUUGUAGCACUUCGCCUAAGGGACAUGCCGCUGCUGCAGAAGGCGGUCUGGCUGCCGUGGUUCGCACUGAACGUGGUGCUCUACCUGAUCCUAGACUGGAUCGACCGGGGACUGUUCAAUCGCACGUUCUACCGUAAUUACCGGGGAAUGCGAGUGAGCGAAAAGGAGGCUAUGGCGGACUUCGUGCACACGAACUACCUCAAGUCGAAGGUCUUUCCGGGGGUCCUGGAUCAUAUUACCCGCCUUCGCACUGAGGGCUUCCGGAUUGUUCUUGUUACUGGCUCACUUGAUUUCCUCAUUGAACCACUCGCCAAGGACGUAUCUGCAAGUGCUGUUUUUGCUGCAAAGCUGAAGGAAUCUGAUGGCAGGUUCACAGGAGAGCUGGAGGGAGAGGCAGUGAGCAGUGCAGAGAAGGCAGCCGUGAUCAGAGGGUAUGCAGAAAGGGAGGGUAUUGCGUUGGAGGAUUGCUAUGCAUACGGGGACAGCUAUGCCGACUUUCAAAUGCUACUUGAGGUGGGCCAUGCAUAUGCAGUACGGCCAGACAAUCGCCUGCGCGAGCAAGCAAGGCAACGAGGAUGGAUAGUGGUGGAAGAUUACAGCCAGCUGGAUGGUGUGACAGAUGUUUGAUGGUGGCUGGCUUCCAUGAUGUUUUACAUUAGUGAGUCCAGUUAGUGUUGUGUGUAAUUUACGUUACUGGCACCCAAGCUCUUCUAGUUUUUCGUCUGCAGUGGUGUAUGUCCUGGUCAACCCGAUUGCCACGUAGACGACUCCUCUGUUUUUCUCACCUUUGUUGUCUCCGAGUAAACACAGGCUAGUUCU